GUGGCGGAGCAGACAGUGAACUUUGUUCAGCAGGAUGGCGUCUACCUGAUCACUUCCUCUCAGCAGGAACACGCUGCAGCUCAAAGUUUCCAACAUGGCAGAGAGGAGAACGGCGCUGAAGGCAGCAGCAGAGCCAGACUUCCUGCAGUUUAAUGAUCUGGCCUGUGAGGCGGUUGGUGGGACGGUGAUUUUUGCCACGGAUGAAUGGUUCGCUCCUGCUGCAAACCUGCUGAAGAGAGAGCCACCACAGUUCGUAGCUUCAGCCUUCACUGAGUUUGGAAAGUGGAUGGAUGGAUGGGAGUCAAGGAGAAAGAGAAUUCCUGGUCAUGACUGGUGCAUCGUCCAGCUUGGAGUGCCAGGGCUGAUCUACGGCAUUGAUGUUGACACAUCCUUCUUCACUGGAAACCACUCGCCCUUUGUCUCCAUCCAGGCCAGCUGUCUGGAUGAAAAACCUCCGUUCACCCUGGAGGGAGACAGAACAGGCAUGGCCGCCUCAGACAGCCAGCUGGCUGCUGUUGCCAAGCUUCGCUCUGAGGCAUGGCCAGAGCUUGUCUCUUUGUCCCAACUGAAGCCUGGUUACGCUGACUGCUGCCAUAACUACUUUAAAGUCAACCUGAACCACCGUGUGACACACUUGCGCCUCAACAUGUUCCCAGAUGGAGGGAUAGCCAGACUGAGGGUUUACGGAGUCGGCCAAAGAGACUGGUCCACUGUACCCUCCGACAAAGAUGUCGACCUGGUGGCUCUGACCAAUGGGGGAGUCUGUCUCGGUUACAGCGACGCCCACUUUGGCCAUCCACGCAAUAUGAUUGGUCUUGGUCGAGCUGUCAAUAUGGCUGAUGGCUGGGAAACUGCCCGAAGACUCGACAGGCCCAAACAACUUGAGGUGGACCAGAGAGGGAUCCUGCAGGUCCCCGGCUGGGAGUGGGCCGUGUUUCGACUCAGCCAUCCAGGAAUCAUCAGCAGCAUCGAGGUCGACACCAACCACUUCAAAGGUAACUUCCCGGACUCCUGCAGGAUCGAGGCUUGCUCUUUGACUGCUGAGGAGGAGGCUGAAGGCAUCAGAAGCAAGUGGAAUUCUGGGAAAUGGCAGGUCCUGCUUCCGCCACAGAAACUCCGUCAGCACCACAUUCACCUCUACAGCCGAGCCGAUCUGACUCUGAGCACGCCGGUCACUCACGUACGCCUCAUCAUCAGCCCGGAUGGAGGGGUCAGCCGGUUGCGCCUGUGGGGUCGGCCCACACCCAUCGCCACUGCUCCAGCCAAUGGGAAGAGAGCUGUGUCCAAACUUUGAUCCUUAAAACACAGAAAGAGGGUGUCAGAGAUCUGUUUGAUUUGUGAUGAUGUCACAGAUUGGCGAGGAAAUAAAGCAGGAA
Cheilinus undulatus (humphead wrasse) is the source of this 1376-nucleotide messenger RNA. RefSeq names its product allantoicase (gene allc). The transcript has 11 exons. The record is from RefSeq and is a predicted model, not a curated record. Gene Ontology annotation, biological process: allantoin catabolic process. Gene Ontology annotation, molecular function: allantoicase activity. Lineage: Eukaryota; Metazoa; Chordata; Actinopteri; Labriformes; Labridae. Bases 95 to 1294 code for a protein of 399 amino acids.